AUGACUACUAUAGUAACCACCACAACAACAACAACAAAAGAUUCACUAUCACCAACUUCAUCAAUUAAUUAUACAGUCAGUCCUCCAUCAACUACAUCAUCAUCUCCAAUACUAUUUUAUCAACAAAAUUCUUCAUCAUCUUCAGAUAAUAAUUUAAGAAAUUCAUCAACUGAUUCAAUAGAUACUUUAAAAUCAACUACAUCAACUAUAAAAUUUGGAAAAUCAAAUUCUGAAGAACCUCCUUCAUCACCAAUAAUAAAUAAAACUUCAAUACCUAUACAAAUCACUGCACCAUCUCCAAAAUCAAUUUCAACUAUCAAAGAACCACUCAAGAAGAAAUUUAAUUUACCAAAUUAUUAUGUACCACCAAAAAAUUUACAAUCACAACCACAACAACCACAACCACAAUCACAACCACAAUCACAACAACAAUCACAACAAUUAUCAUCAUCAAAUAAUUCAACUACUUCAUCAUCAAACUCUUCAUUAUUAUCAUUAAAUGAAAUUGCACAACAAGUACAAUCACAACAACAACAACAAUCAAAACCAAAAUUAUUACAUAAAAAAUCAGGUGAAUUAAUUAAAUCUUCGUUAAAAUUAUCUCCACAUUCAUUAUUACAAAGAUCUAUAUCUUCUCCAAAUAUUAUUCAAAAUAAGACUAAUCAUAAUUCAAUAUCAAGUCCAAGAAAAUCUGUUCGUUUUGCAUCAAGAUUGAUAAAUGUUAAAAUGUUUGAUGGUUGUGAAUCUCCAGCAUCAGUAUCAAGUUUAAAUAGUCCUUGUGAUUCACCACCAAAUGAAUUAUCAACAAGAAGAAAGAAAUUAUAUAGUGUUGAAGAUUUCCCAGAUUUUGAUGAUCAAAAUUACCCAUCACAUAAUCGUCAUAACCUUGAUAAUGAUCAAGAUGAUUCAUUAUUAGAAGGUUCAAAAUAUUUUAAUAGACCAAGAAGUGAUUAUUUUGAUUUUGAAUGGAAUUGGAAUAAAUCAGAUGAUGAUGAAGAAGAAGAAGAAGAAGAAACUGAUUUAGAAAGAGAAGAUGAUACAACUGAAGAUGAAGAUGACACAAAAUUAAAAGAAUAUAGAUUAAUUGAUCAUAAUAUUCCAAAAUUACCUUCUACAAAAAGUAAUAAUAAAAUUUGGUUAACUUCAGCAUAUAUUAUGAAAUCAAAUAUUAAUUCGAUUCAAUCAAAACAAUUUUUAAAUGGUAUUUUCCAAGUUUCAAAUUUAGGUUUCGAAAAAAAAUUCAUAUUAAAAUUAUCUUUUAAUAAUUGGAAAUCUAUAAUUAAUUUUGAUGGAUCAAGUAGAAUUUCAUAUAUUAGAAGUGUUACUUCAAAAAUUGAUGAAUUUAAAUUUAUGAUUAAUUUAAAUGAUUUAUUAAAUUGUUAUACUAAUGAUGAAAAUUCUACAAACAAUAACAUUACAAUUUCAUUAUGUAUAAAAUAUGAAGUUAAUGGACAAGAAUAUUGGGCAAAUAAUCAAGGUAUGAAUUAUAAUUUUAAUUUAAUUGAAAUAAAACAACAACAACAACCAAGACAAAAAAAUAAAUUUAAUAAUCAAAAAUUUAUAUCAAGAUCACAAAAUUCAUCACCAGCUCCAUUUAAAGAAAUUUGUUCAAAAUUAAUAAAACAUCAACAAGAUCAAAAAUUACAAGAUUUAAAUUUAAAUGGUAAUAAUAAUAGUAUUGCAUUGAAAUCUUUAAAUAGUAUAUCAAUGGGUAACAAUUUUGGUGAAUCAUCAAAUAAAUUAUCUAGUGGGUUAACAAGACCAACUAUAAUGAGAAAAUCAUUUUCUUCAAAUGAUGUAACUUCAAUAAAUAAUAAGCAACGUUAUUCAAAUCGUCAAAAAUCAAAAGACUCAACAACUACUACAACCACCACAGAAACUACAAAUUUAUUAAAUAGUUUAUCUAUAAAUUCAUCAUUUAGUAAUUUAUCAUACACAGAUAUUUUGAAUCAAUAUUGUUUUGCAAAUAAUAAUAAUUCAACUACAAAUAAAUUUGUAACUGGUACAAGCUCAUCAUCAUCAUCAUCAUCAAAAUCAACAACUCCCAUAACAAGUGGUCAUUGUUCACCAAUUACAUCAACUAAUGAUUCUUUAAAUAAUACUACUGCUUCUACAUUACAUUAUUUUAGUGAUUCAAUUCAUAUUUGA
This is a messenger RNA of Lodderomyces jiufengensis, 2148 nucleotides long. It is a transcript of the gene GAC1, whose product is annotated as protein phosphatase regulator. The transcript has a single exon. Gene Ontology annotation, biological process: regulation of glycogen biosynthetic process. Lineage: Eukaryota; Fungi; Ascomycota; Pichiomycetes; Serinales; Debaryomycetaceae. Bases 1 to 2148 code for a protein of 715 amino acids. Gene Ontology annotation, molecular function: glycogen binding; protein phosphatase 1 binding. Gene Ontology annotation, cellular component: protein phosphatase type 1 complex. The record is from RefSeq and is a predicted model, not a curated record.